CCAGAGUUUGAUCCAAAAUGGCGUCCGCGCAGUUAACGGACGAGGAGCUUUUCUCUGAGCUGAAGCGCCUCGGCUUCAUCCCGGGCCCGGUCACCGAGAACACGCGGCCCGUCUACCUGAAGAAACUCAAGAAGCUCCGGGAGGAAAACCUGGAGCAGCAGCGGGGCGGUUCGCGGCAGAGUAAGGCGCAGAGCAAGACCCGGAGCGCGGCUCUAAACAACAACAGUAGCAGCCCGAGCGGCGCCAGCAGCAGGCCAGCGGGCUCUCGGCCAGCCAGACCCGGCCGGAAGUCCGCUGUGCUCGGCUUCAGCUCGGACGAAUCGGACGCCGAAGCUCCGCAGAAAAGGAAAGGCCUAAAUCACGGCGCGAAGGCGAAUAAAGCUCCAGGUUUAUCCCCGUCUCCUAACGCCAGACUCAGCCCGCAGAUAAGUUCUAACACUAGUUUAAGCGACACUGGAAACGUGCGGAAAAGCGGCGGCGGUAAUCCCACUUUUCCCAGCCCGCGGAGCGUGUCUCUGAACUGGGGGAGCCGCGCCAAAAGCAGCGCUGCCGAGGCGGACGGAGUGAACGACGAGUCCGGGGAAGAGGAGGACUGCGACGCGGGCCAGGGGGAGCUCAAAUCCCGCUCUUUAAACGGGAGCAGGACCUCGCAUUUGGGCGCUCUCAAAACCAGACCGACCGGGGACUACUCCGACUCCGACGAGGAAGAGGGGGUUGGGGGUAACGGCAAACCGGGCCUCCCGAAGGAGCAGCCCCGCAGAGCGCUCCACCGAGGCCCGUACGCGUACAAAGAGCUCGGCCCCGGCGGCACGGACAUGGUUUCCCCGCGGAGGGACGAGCUCGAACUUGGGCCUAAAAGACGGGACCCGAUAGGCGCCAACAAACCGGGCCACAACUUCACGAGAAACUACUCCGAAAACCACGGGGGCGAGGCGGACACGAACAACCACGUCUCCGGGAGAGAGGCGAAGGACGGCGGGGUUUAUUCCUACACUAACUCCGGGCUCAGGUCUCGGUUCUCGGCCUACAGCAGCGUGUCUCCACAGAUUUACAGGGGGACGUACUCGAACCACAGCCGAGGCCCGACCCCGAGGAGACCGGGCCCGGACGACGAGCUCCUGCAGCAGUUCAAGCGCGAGGGAGAGACGGCCUCCUCUGCCAGGUUCAGCGCUCACUACCUGUCCAUGUGUCUGCUCACCGCCGCCUGCCUCUUCUUCCUCACGCUCGGCUUCAUGUACCUGCGCAUGAGGGGCGCCUCGGAGGACGUCGCCGUUUGGAGACAUCCCUUUGGCUCGGAGUUUGACGAGGCUUAUAAUGAGACGGAGAAAGCCCUCGUUUUGAAUCUGUUCGUGAAACUUCAUGAAUACUUGGCCGUAGUCGCAGGAGACUACGACUGUGGAAACCAGCAGAAUCGAAGCAGGAGCGUGCCCAUAGAAGAGGUCGAAGAAUAUUUACAGACGCAGAAUGAGAAGUUCCGCAGUUUCCUCCUGGUUUCUCUGGAGUGGGUCGUGAGGACGGGGCAGGACGUGGGCAUAAGGCUUUUGGGGGCGGAGUCGAGCGAGCCUCUGUCCGACGUGUCUGAGAUCGUCCGACUGGAGUCCACACAUCCCAGAAUGCCGUUCACCUGCAGGUUCAGAAGAGCCUUCUUCAACGUCAUCAGCAAAGUUCUGCUCCUCGCCGCAGUGGUGGGCGGAGUCUGGGGUCUGGUCUUUUACGUGAAGUUUCGCUGGAGACGGGAGGAGGAGGACACACGGCGAAUGUACGACAUGGUGGAACGCAUCAUCGAUGUUCUGAGGAGCCACAGUGAGGCCUGUCAGGAGAACCAGGAGCUGCAGCCGUAUCUGCCCAUCCCCCACGUCAGAGACUCUCUGGUCCAACCCCAGGACAGGAAUAAGAUGAAGAAGGUUUGGGAUCGCGCCGUGAAGUUCCUCUCCGCCAACGAGUCCCGGAUCCGGACGGAGACCCAGCGCAUCGGGGGGUCGGACUUCCUGGUCUGGAGGUGGCUCCAGCCGUCACUGGGAGACAAGAACAUACCACCCUCCAAAGUGUGGCAGGGGAAAGCUUUUCCUCUGGAUCGACGGAAUUCUCCUCCGAACAGCCUGACGCCGUGUCUGAAGAUCAGGAACAUGUUCGACCCGGUCAUGGAGGUGGGAGAGAACUGGGACCUGGCCAUCCACGAGGCCAUCCUGGAAAAGUGCAGCGACAACAACGGCAUCGUGCACAUCGCCGUCGACAAGAACUCCAGAGAGGGCUGUGUGUACGUGAAGUGUCUGUCUGCAGAGCACUCGGGGAAGGCCUUCAAAGCUCUGCACGGAUCCUGGUUCGACGGUAAACUGGUGACGGUGAAGUACCUGCGGCUGGACCGGUACCACCAGCGCUUCCCCCAGGCCCAGAGCUGCACCGCGCCCCUGCACAGCGCCAGACUCCACAGCGCCUCCACCUGCCCCUCCUGAGAACUGCACCUGUCACCCGCCACCUGUCACCACCCGCCGCCACCUCCGCUCACCGUACGACCGAGACCAAAGGGGGAACUGAACCAGGACCGAACCCCUCCCGCGCCCACACCUUCACUUUCCGACGACGGACUUUUUUAUUUUUUAUUUUUUCCCUCUCAAAGUGGAACAAUUGAACAAACUCCACUCACUACUUCCUCUUUUACCUUUUUCGCUCUGGAAAAUUGCUGCAUGGUUUACGGUUUUUAAGACAAAACGCAAAGACGUGUAAAUAACCAACGGACGUUUCGGCACACGUUUUUUUUAUACUGAACCCAAAAAUAAGCUCGCGACACGGCUGCUCGCUCCAAACACUCCGCAACGAUUCACCCGCCCGUUUUAACUCCGAACAUCUGCAGAUUUUACAAACUAAAACCCACAAUCCAGUUCUCUCCACAUCAGUUCCUUUUUACUCUUGUGUCUUGUCAUGUCAUUCCCGUUUAAAGAUUCGAUAUUACGCGAUUCUCUGAGCUGGACUCGUGUUUCGGUUUUCGUUUUCGUUUCAUUUGAACGACAAAACACAAGAACGCGACUCAAAGUUCCAGGAUUCUGUUUCGUGUCACGUUGGGUCUUUAAAUCCCGUUUUUCGCAGUUGAUCCGAACACGUUUUCCAUGUUGUUGUUGUUGUUGUUUGCGUUCCUCCGGUCGCUCCGCCUCACGUCACGAGCCAGAACUAAUGAAAGAUUGAUUCAAAACUGAGACAAAUGCAGAGUUUAAGAAGAUCUGAACCCGACUACAGUGAGAUUAAAAACAGAUUUUAACAGUAAACAUACACCUGGACCGGGACUGGACCGGGACUGGACCAGGACCAUGAUUAUGUUGAUUACAUUUGAAUAAAAUGCAUAACUUUAAAUUAAUUAACAAAUAAAUAAAUAGUUUUAGCAGUUUUUUGAAAAUUGGAAACCGACGGGGACUCGACCGGGGACUCGACCGGGGACUCGACCGGGGACUCGACCGGGGACUCGACUCAACCCUUAAACAGACUGCACAGCGCCACCUCCAGCUCCUCCUGAGAACUGCACAUUGUCCUCUGUUCUUAACCAGGACUAAACCCCAGGACUAAACCCCAGGACUAAACCCCAGGACUAAACCCCAGGACUAAACCCCAGGACUAAACCCCAGGACUAAACCCCAGGACUGCUGCAGGUCUUAUCCAGGACUACUGAACCAGGACUAAACUAGAACUUGACCAGGUCUUAAUGAGGUCUUCACCAGGACUUAACAGUGACGAAACCAGGACUAAAGUUGAUUUAAUGUUCUGAUUUUCUUCUUGAUAAAAAAAUCAAAUCAGUUUUUGCAGAGUCACUGGGUUUAGAUCAGAGUGUGCGCUCUGUUAAAGCUUUACAGUGUAACUUUUGUGGAGGCAGAUACGUCGCUCGCUCGUCUCCAUGGUUUCCUCUGAAUGUUCCUCAGUAGGGCAUUAAGACUUUAUCCAGCGGCAGGUGUUUUGUUUUGCGUAACACUUCUGUGUGACCGGGCCUGCGCCUCGUCUCCGUGGAGACAGAGGAGUUUAAUGCCGCACUGUGGGACAUCUGAGACAAAAGCGGUAACCGGAACCAGAAAAGUUCCACAGUGGAGCUUUAAAUGGGCUGUGAACGUGGCGUCAGGCGGAGCUCGCUCUUUAAACUGUCAUGAAGCAGCAACGAAAUCCAAAGUGCCUUAUUCCCCCCGAGCAGGACCAGGACCAGGACUCGACCAGAACUGGACCAGAACCGGACCAGGGAUUGAACCAGGUUUUAACAGGACUUGGGACUUUGACUCGGAACUUGCACCAGGACUGGAUCAGGUCUGAAAAGGACUAAAUUUAGGUAUAAAUCGUAAUCUUGGACUAAACCAGGUUUAUCCCAGGACUAAAUCUGGACUACGCUGGGUCUCAAUCUGGACUACGCUGGGUCUCAAUCUGGACUACGCUGGGUCUCAAUCUGGACUACUCUGGGUCUCAAUCUGGACUACUCUGGGUCUUGCCCAUGACUAAAUCUGGACUCAACCGGGUCUUGCCCAGGACUAAAUCUGGACUCAACCGGGUCUUGCCUAGGACUAAACCAGGUUUUACCCAGGACUAAACCUGGACUAAACCAGGUCUAUCCCAGGACUAAACGUGGACUAAACCAGAUCUUUCCCAGGACUAAAUGUGGACUAAACCAGGUCUUUCCCAGGACUAAAUGUGGACUAAACCAGGUCUAUCCCAGGACUAAAUGUGGACUAAACCAGGUCUUUCCCUCGUUUUAUCUUUAGUGUUUAUUUGAGAACCGUGUAUAUUGUCGUAUUUAUUCUCAGCCGCCGCGGACGACGCUGCAGACGUGGUGGACGCUCUCGGACGCCGCGGACUCGUUCUCGGACGCCGCGGACUCGUUCUCGGACGCCGCGGACUCGUUCUCGGACGCCGCGGACUCGUUCUCGGACGCCGCGGACUCGUUCUCGUCGGCCCACAGAUCUGUGUUUUUGCUUUGUUCAUGAGAUAUUUUUGUAAUUGUGGAAGUGCGUUUGUGUUUGAGGACUAAACCACCGGAGGAGGAGGACGAGGAGGAGGAGGAGGAGGAGGAGACUCUUUUUCACGUGUAUUUUUCUGUAAAGAUUGUACAUUGGUAUAUAUGUAUUAAGUGCUUAUUAUUAUUACGAUGAUGCAGCAGUGGGUUUUAGCCGCGGUCCAGAAGUGCCACUCGAGCACCGACCGGACUAAAACUGGUCCAGUGGAAUGGGUCAAAUGUACAAACUUCAAAUUAAAGGUUUAUUAGGGUUUUUAAA
Messenger RNA from Boleophthalmus pectinirostris (great blue-spotted mudskipper), 5237 nucleotides. It is a transcript of the gene lemd3, whose product is annotated as LEM domain containing 3. Gene Ontology annotation, molecular function: chromatin DNA binding. Gene Ontology annotation, biological process: nuclear envelope organization; negative regulation of BMP signaling pathway. The coding region runs from base 18 to 2453 and encodes 811 amino acids. Gene Ontology annotation, cellular component: nuclear inner membrane. The transcript has 15 exons. The record is from RefSeq and is a predicted model, not a curated record. NCBI's taxonomy places the organism in Eukaryota, Metazoa, Chordata, Actinopteri, Gobiiformes, Gobiidae.